This is a messenger RNA of Astrephomene gubernaculifera, 1948 nucleotides long. The record is from the annotation of a GenBank genome assembly. NCBI's taxonomy places the organism in Eukaryota, Viridiplantae, Chlorophyta, Chlorophyceae, Chlamydomonadales, Astrephomenaceae.
GGUACGCCUCGUGCGUCGGCACGGGGGCGGGGGGGUCUGCCAGAGACCUCACGGCGGUGGGGACAGCAGCCACAGCGGUAGGAGCAGCAACAACGCCGUCUGGGGAUGGCGGUGGUGGUAGUGCUGCCGCAGCAGCAGCCUCCACAGAGCCCAGCCCCAGCUUGCAGACCAGCUCCACGGGCAUGCCUGGCCUGCCAUCCGGCUUCUCGCAGCCCUCGCCAGCGCCCCCCCUUCCGCCGCCACCGCCCCAGGGCUCCUCCUCCGCUGCUGCGGGCGCUGCCGGCGGCCUGCGGGCGGGUCUCUGGUCGCCCGCAGCGGCGGCCUCAGGCGCCCCCAUGGGAGCCAGCGCUGAGGCCGAUCACUCGCAGCAGCACACGCCUCGCAUGGGGGCAGGUCCGGGUGAGGCGGCAUCGUCACUGGGGCUGUCUCCCAGCCCCUUCCAGAGCGCUGCCGCGGCGGCACACCCCGCGUCCCAGCCCGGCGGUGUUGUCCUCGCCACCCUGCCGCAGCAUCAGCAGCCCCUGCAUGGGCAGCAGCAGCAUCAUGCGCCGCUGCCCUCGCCCCCUCGCGGCGGCCCCGCCGCCCGGGCGCUGCGUACCUCGGAGCGCGACGUGCUGCUGGUGCUGACGUCGUUCUGCCGGCUGGCGUCGCGGGAGGCGGGCGUGACGGAGAUUGACAAGUACCUAACGGCCGGCAAGCUGCUCGCGCUGGAGCUGGUGGUGAAGGUGCUGCAGAACCCCAUACACCACGGCUGGGAGAACGUGCGCGAGGAGUUCGUGCGGCCGCUGCACCAGCCGCUGUGCCUGGCGCUGCUGCGCAACAGCUCGCCCGCCGACCCGCCCGCCUUCGGUCUGGCGCUGCGGCUGCUGACGGCGCUGCUGAUGCUGCCCAAGCUGCGCAGGGGGCUCAAGGCCGAGCUGGGCGCCUUCUACCCGCUGCUGCUGCUGCGGCCGCUGGAGGGCGAGCAGCUGGGCCCCCCCGAGCUGCCCGCCGCGGCCGCCUGCCUGCCCUGCCUGGCGGCGCUGGCGGGCGAGGCGGCGCUGCUGGUGGACCUGUUCGUCAACUACGACUGCGACCUGCGGGCGCCCAACCUGUUUGAACGCAGCGUGCAGGCGCUGUCCCGCCUCUCCCAGCGCUCCGAGCUGGACGGCCCGCCUGCCGCCUCCGCGCCCAAGCAGCAGGAGCAGUCGCGGCAGCUGACGGCGCUGCGGGAGGGGGCGCUGCGGUCGCUGCUGGCGGUGGUGCACUGCCUGGACGCGUGGGCGGGGCCGCUCAAGGAGGCAGCGGGGCCGCCGGCAGGGCCGCAGCUGGGCAGCAACGGGGCUGCGGCGGCUGGUGGCGGUAAUGCUGGCGGUGGCGAGCAGCCGCAGCAGCAGCAAGGGGAGGAGGGCAAGGAGGGGGAUGUGGGUGGCGGUGGUGGGGUGCUGGCGCUGCGUAUGAAUGGUGGCGGAGGUAACGGUGGCGGUGGUGGCGGUGCGGAUGCGUCUGAGGCUCAGCGGUUCGAGGCGGCCAAGGUGACCAAGAGCAGCCUCAGUCGCGGCAUGGCGCUGUUCAACGGGGGCAGCCCCGUGAAGGCCAUGCGCUUCCUAAUCGCCAGCGGCCUGGUUGAGUCCAGCCCGGUGGGCGCCGCCGUGUUCCUGCGCGCGCACGUGGCCGACCUGGACCCCGCCGCCCUGGGGGAGUACCUGGGGCACCACGAGGACUUCGAGCUGGCGGCCAUGCGGGCGUAUGUGGACAUGGAGAGGUACACCGGCAUGACCAUCGACGCCGCGCUGCGCUCCUUCCUGUCGCCCUUCCGGCUGCCCGGUGAGGCGCAGAAGAUCGACCGCCUCAUGGAGGCAUUCGCGGAGCGAUUCGUGGCGGACAACCCGGGUGUCUUCCGAACCGCUGACGCAGCCUACGUGCUGGCAUUCGCAAUCAUCAUGCUCAACACGGACGCACACAACCC